AUGUCGUGGUACAAAGACCCCGACCCGCUGCCAUCCGGCUACUGGGGCCCCAUCACCUCGACCCUUCUCUGGUGUGAAGAAAAGUACCGCUGGAGCUACUACGUCGCCGAGCCCAUCAACACCGUCACCAAUGCCUUUUUCAUCGCUCUCGCCAUCUACGGCUACCGCGUAUCACGGCGCGAGCACCUCCCCUUGCGCUUCGCCAUCUGUCAUCUCGGUGUCGCACUCGUCGGGUUCGGAUCGGCGUGGUUCCACGGAACUCUAACCUACUCAACUCAGCUACUUGACGAGCUACCCAUGAUCUACACCAGUGCAUUUCUGACCUACUGCGUGUGCGAGACGAGCAAGGGCUACGGAAAGCCAAGGUUCCGCAUCCUCCUGCCGCUCGUGUUGACACUUCUGGUCGUGUGGAUCACCGUCGUGUAUCUGCGGAACGGCAAUCCGGUAUUCCAUCAGGUGGCGUACGCGAGUAUCCAGCUUGUCUCCACGCUCAGAGUUGUCUACCUCCUCACCAGCAAGUCCUCCGCCCUCAACACCACCCACCUCGGCAAGGAGCGCAAGAAGGAGAUCACACGGCUUUACCUCUAUGGAACCGUCAUCUUCCUGACCGGCUUCGCGAUUUGGAACGUCGACAACGUCUUUUGCUUCCAGCUCAGGCAGGCAAGGAACAAGAUCGGCUACCCGUGGGCAGUCUUGUUGGAAGGCCACGGUUGGUGGCACAUCUUGACUGGGCAUGGUGCGUACUGCUUGAUCACUGCAGGUGCUCAACUGGCGACCGGAGAAAAGGAAGACCCGGCCAACUUUAAAUUGCAGAAGGGCGUCUUUCCCUUGGUCAAGAGAGUCAAACAGUACAAGCCAGCGGCGUCGGGCAGGAAUGGCAAGAAAAAAGCCUAG
Sporisorium graminicola is the source of this 894-nucleotide messenger RNA. RefSeq lists its product as uncharacterized. The coding region runs from base 1 to 894 and encodes 297 amino acids. Gene Ontology annotation, biological process: ceramide catabolic process; ceramide biosynthetic process. The transcript has a single exon. NCBI's taxonomy places the organism in Eukaryota, Fungi, Basidiomycota, Ustilaginomycetes, Ustilaginales, Ustilaginaceae. The record is from RefSeq and is a predicted model, not a curated record. Gene Ontology annotation, cellular component: endoplasmic reticulum membrane.